Molecule: messenger RNA, 1257 nt
Organism: Medicago truncatula (barrel medic)
Lineage: Eukaryota; Viridiplantae; Streptophyta; Magnoliopsida; Fabales; Fabaceae
Product: probable protein phosphatase 2C 43
Exons: 4
Coding region: 1-1257 (418 amino acids)
Biological process (GO): protein dephosphorylation
Molecular function (GO): protein serine/threonine phosphatase activity; cation binding
Source: RefSeq, a predicted model, not a curated record
AUGAGGAAUGACAACUUUGCUUUAUUCGACGAAGACCCUCUCGGGAGAUCGAUUAAUCUACAAAGCCAUUGCUAUGGAGAAUUUUCCAGUGCUGUUGUUCAAGCCAAUACUACUAUGGAAGAUCAAAGCCAAAUUGAAGUUGCCUCUAACAAUGCACUCUUUCUUGGAAUUUACGAUGGCCAUGGUGGCACCCAAGCUUCCCGGUUCAUCUGUGAACAUCUCUUCAAAAAUCUAUUGAGGUUUGCUAAUGAUAAUGAGAAUGAUAUAACUGAAGCUACCCUGAGAAAUGCUGUUUCUGCUACUGAAGAGGGUUUUUUGGAUUUUGCAAAAAUGAAUUAUAUGCAUCAGCCAAAUCUUGGAUAUGUUGGUUCAUGCUGUCUUGCUGGAAUUAUAUGGAAAGAGACACUACAUGUUGCAAAUCUUGGAGAUUCGCGGGUUGUAAUUGGUACUAUGGUUAAUAAAAAGAUCCGUGCUGAGCAGUUAACAAGAGAUCACAAUUGUAAUGAUGAAGCUAUUAGAGAAGAACUCAGGGCAAUGCAUCCUGAUGAUCCUAACGUUGUGAUAAAUGAUAAUGGAUCGUGGCGUGUUAAAGGCUUCAUUACGGUUAGUAGAGCUAUUGGUGAUGCAUAUCUGAAGAGGUCUGAAUUUACUUUGCGCGAAUCAUUCCCCAAAUUGGAAAUAGUUCCGGAACCCUUUACAAGAGGUGUGCUAUCAGCAGAACCAGAGAUGCAUACUAGAGUUUUAACAGAUAAUGAUCAGUUUAUUAUAUUUGCUUCUGAUGGACUUUGGGAUUUCUUGUCAAAUAAAAAAGCUGCUGAAAUUGUUCGAAAGAAUCCUAGAAAUGGAAUUGCGAAAAGGCUUCUGAGUACCGCUCUAGCGGUAGCUGCUAAAAGAAGGAAGGUUACCUAUAGGAAGAUUCAGGCCGCUGCUACGGGACGCAACAAUGUGAGCCGGAGGUCUUUUCAUGAUGAUAUAAGUGUGAUUGUGGUGUUCUUGGACAAAACGUCGUUUCCGAGGCAGCCUGUACUUAAUUUGUCCUACACAGGCUCAUCUGACAGGCCUGUACAAUCAGAUUUUGCACAAUUUGGAUUAACCACUUCAAGGCUGGAUUCAAUGAGGCAUCGGAGUCUGAAGGAUAUUAUCCAGUUUGAAUCAGGUUCAUCACAUGCAUCUAGCUCUCAAGGCCCUCGGACUCCUCUGGCUCUGAACCCUCAAACCCUUGAGGGCGAGAGUUCUCGGGCUCAGAGCAAUCGGUAG